UUAGUUCUGGAGAAGCAGCGGAGGAGUCAAACAGAGCUUCAUCAGGAGCAGGUCUAAUGAGGAAUAGGAUGGAGGUUUUGUUCAGGAUGAAGACUGCUGGGGUUGUUUUGUUGACGCUGUGUCUUCAUCAGAUUUACUUUUCUUCCGCUCAGGAGUGUCCAUCCACCCACAACCUGGUGAACUCGCUGCGGCAGGUGGAGAAGAUGUUGGCGGUCCAUGAAGCAUCUUACCAGCAGGGCCUGCGCUCGCUCAGGAAGAAGAUUAACGCUCUGCACAACAGCACCAUGGCCAUCUUUAAGACCGGUGCAUCCUGCCCCAAACCAGAACCCCCCACUCACGGCCGCAGACUGGGCCGGGUGUUUGGCAUCGGACACGAGGUCCACUUCCUGUGUAAGCCUAACUACGAGCUCAUUGGCCCACGGACCCGAGUCUGUCUGGAGUCUCUGAAGUGGAGCGGACAGCAGCCAAUGUGCCGACGUCUCAACAGCACCGACAACUCGCUGGCCUCCUUCUCUCCUGCUGCUCCUUCCUCUUCCUCCUCCCUUCCUAUGUCUGCUGCUCUGUCAGCAUCCUCCUCCUCUUCCUCCUUCUCCUCCUCCUCCUCCUCCUCUUCCUCCUCCUCUUCAUCACCCACUCCACCUGCCUCCGUCCGUCCGUCUCACUGCACUCACUUCCUGGGCUCCACCCGCUGCACCUGUGAUGUUGGUUUCACCAUAUCCGGCCGCGACAACAACAUCUGCACAGAUAUCGACGAGUGUCGCCUGUUUCCUCUCGGUCAGCCCGGCCGACUCUGCGUCCACCAGUGUGUGAACACGCCCGGCAGCUUCCACUGCUUCUGUCCAGCCGGCUACGACCUCGCCAGAGACGGCCGCAGCUGCACAGACAUCGACGAGUGUGAAAACCGGAUGCACAACUGCACACUGGACCAGGUGUGUGUGAACACCUACGGAGGGUUCCAGUGCGUGGCGGUGGAGUGUCCUCACCUGAAGAACGCCACGUACAUCAAGACGUCGCCAAUGCGCUGUGAGAGGAACCCGUGCAUGCUGGGAGACAAAGGAUGCACCCAGGCACCAAACUCCAUCUCCUUCCACUUCCUGUCUGUAGUGUCCAACAUGUCCGCCCCCCGCGUCCUCUUCCGGGUGUCGGCGGCCCGCGUGCUGGGCGACACGCUGCGGUUCGGCCUGGCGGGCGGCCGUGGGCGGGGCCACUUCAGCGUGCAGCGCUCCGGCCGGCAGACAGGCACCCUCCUCCUGGUGACGCCCAUCAAGGGUCCGGCCACUCUGGAGGCGGAGGUGGAGAUGAGCGAGCUGGAGCAUCACUCCCUGCUGGGUCGCUACCUCACCAAGGUCACCCUGUUCGUUUCUCCGUACGGGUUUUAGGGGACGGUUGACGGGUUCAACGGCGUUCGGUGGCCAUUUCUGACUCAGUUAUAGCAGUUUAUAAAGAGUCCAACGAACUUUUACAGUCCAGCUGAGGUGAUUUUUAAAUAUAUUGUUAUUUUUAUUAUUGAGAGGAAGAAAAAAGGUCUUUGUAAAUACGUCUGAAAUGCUCCUUUAACCUCGGAGUGUUUGAUCGACAGUAGCUGCAGUUUGUCGCAGGAAGCGAACUUUAACUUUCAAUGUUCAUCACGUGGCGCACACUGGUCCAAAAAUCAGAAACUGAGCAUCACAAUUCCCCCCAAAUGACUCUUUUAUUCAGGAGUUUUAUCAAUUUGGUCCAGUUACAACCUGAGGAGGCGUUUGUGUCCAUUCAGCAGCUUUUACAGGAACAGAUAGGGCGCCAUUUUUGUUUGUGACUAAUGGAUAACUAUUACAUUACAGUCACAGAGCAGAGUAUUGGGUUUCCUAAAGAAUAAACAUCUUUAUCUUUCUGUCUGCUGCACAAUAAGAUUUUAAACUAUGUUUCCCCAAGUUGGGAUGGUAGACAAACUUAGACUGACAGGAUUAUCAUUCUUUUUAGAUACAAAAUAAAAUAAUUUCCCAGAAACAUACAGACUUAACAGGCUUCUUUUUUGACAAAUUCAGUGUUUUCUUGGCCAUAUUUUGAUAUUUUCUUACACCCGUUAAAAUCAAGAAGGCUUAACGAUCCCCCAUGAAGCUCUGGCGACCCCUGGUGGGGGUAUGACAGAUCAUUUCCAGCUUCCUAGAUAGAAAAUACAGAAAAAACCAGAGAAACUAAAUAAAAAUCUAUCUUAUAGUGCAGAAGACUUUUAUUAUUUUAUAACUAGGAGUCAGAACAGCUGUAAGAGUUUUAAAACCUUACAAAGUUUGCUGGGUAUUUAUUUAUUUUUCAGAAAAAGAGAUGCUCUGGGACGAUUCUUAUAUUCAGGUGAUCAAACACUAAUGAAAACAUACUGAUUAAUAUUAUUUGCCAUUCCUGACAAUCGAUCCUCCUCAUUGUUUCACACUAGUUUAAAAACUUUGUCAGCUGUGGACCCAAAAAUAAUAAAUUCUGACUUUUGUACUCCAGAAAGAUCUUUUAUCUACGGGGGAAAAUACCCAGGAUGUGAUUUUUUGUGCUCUUUCCUUUCAAUUUAAAUCUUAUAUAAGUAGGAUAAUGUAAAUGAGGGCAGGAAGCAGAACUUUGAGGGUGGGAGGGGUGUCAAACCACUGAGUGUUUUUGGCCUCUUUGUAGGUGAUUUACUGUCGAACUUCUUCUGAAAAACUAUGAAUUCUGUAUAUAAUGUAGCCAUGUUCAAGUAGAGUGUUUAAGAGUUUAAUUAAAUCUAUUAGAAGGUUUUCAGUGUCGCAUCAGAAGAACUGGCGUCCGUCUGCUGUUUCAGUUAUAAAAGAUGUUUUGAGUUUGUGCCUCUGAUGCAUCAUUAUGACAGUCGAGUCGCAGAGCAAAGCAUCAGUUUAUCUUCAGGAAACAUAAGUUGGGAAAAAGGUUAAAAAUAAGAUCCGAUAUGAAUCCAGAUACAUCGGCUACGAUCCGAUUCAGAGACGAUGCAAUCUGAUACAGUUCUUAACGCCGCUCACACAGGAUCUGGUAUUAAACAGUAAACAGUAAAAUGUGUUUGUCAACAGAUUUGAGGAGAGAAAUAGUCAACAACAGAAUCUGGAUCCAUAUCUGAUCAGCACUGUUUGACACUUUGAUCUGAGUUUGGUGUGUUGAGCUGGACGGACUCACUGAGAAUGAGCUGUCAAUCACAAGGUAGCCCCGCCCCUAAAGCAUACCCUGCUUUAUGGUCUGUUUUACUCUAAAUGGGACCAUCAGUUACUAAAUGAACAUCAUGCUGUAUGGAAGAAGACUGAAACUAGAGACUGAGACCAGAAACUCAUCAGGAAACUGUUUACUGAACUCAUACAUCAACUGAGAAGUCAACUCAUUUCUCCAUAAGACUGAAUGGUAAUGGGGCCGCCCCCUGCUGGUUGUUAAAUGGACUGCAGGUUUAAGACAGACAGAUCUUACAGAUGGACAGACUUUUAUCCAAAUAUCUUCCAAACUUUAGAUUUUAGAUUUGAUGGCGUGCAAUAAAUCCUGUUGGCGUUGACUCUGCACCAACGUUACUCUGGCGUUGACCUUUCAGUAGAGUGGAGACGCUGUUAGCGGCAAAGCUUCAGUCAACAGAUUCAUGACUUUAGAAUCGGACCAUCGACCGGUUUAUGGUACAUUCAGAUUCAUCCAGGAGUCCACGUACAGAUGUAGCUGCAACCGUAACAUUAAAAAUGAUUGCCGACUCAUAUCGGUGAAUCUUUACACUCCUGAUUAAAAACCUUUGUUAUUCGACUGCAGAUCGGCCUUCUGGGUGUUUUAUCUUUCAAACGGAGGCUCAGCUCUGUGAGUUGAAUGUAAUAUUGAUGCAUGAGACGAGCACACUGUGUGUAUGUGUGAGUAUGUUCUGUGUUUCUGUCUUCACUCUGAUUCAACUCUGUUUCACACAUAAUAAACAUGUUUUCCCGA
Messenger RNA from Dicentrarchus labrax (European seabass), 3903 nucleotides. Its product is annotated as fibulin-7. Gene Ontology annotation, molecular function: calcium ion binding. Lineage: Eukaryota; Metazoa; Chordata; Actinopteri; Moronidae. The record is from RefSeq and is a predicted model, not a curated record. The coding region runs from base 57 to 1379 and encodes 440 amino acids. The transcript is spliced from 7 exons.